Messenger RNA from Procambarus clarkii (red swamp crayfish), 1279 nucleotides. RefSeq lists its product as uncharacterized. The record is from RefSeq and is a predicted model, not a curated record. Gene Ontology annotation, molecular function: peptidase activity. Lineage: Eukaryota; Metazoa; Arthropoda; Malacostraca; Decapoda; Cambaridae.
UAGAGAGUUGAACUGGACACGUCGGUUGGUUUGAACAGUGUGCUGUUGCCGAGGGCGGAUCAGCACUCUGAUGCGGGCAUGAGAGAGGUGUACCAUGCGCGGACUGCAUCUACCCUGUCUCCUCCACCCUUCUGGGUUGGUGAGGAUGGUGGCGGCCGUGGUGGCGGUGGGGACGAUGGCGGCCAGCAGACGGGUGGCUAGGUGUCCGGAGACUAGCCACCGCCCGGACGCCCCUGUACCCUCUGAUGGGACGGUGUGGCUGUACGUGUUCCGGCUCCAGGCGUGCAUGUGGCACUCUGGGGUGGGAGCCAGGGCCGGCUACUGGGCCUACGCCGCCAACGGUCAGUACGCCCUCAGGGACUACGCCGGAGACCGGUGCAACGGUCCACUCACCUACUGGUACAAGCUGGGACACACCAACAGAACCAAGACUGAGAUUAACGGCAUCGUCAGUGAGCUGGUGCGGAAGUGUUACCCGGGCUACAGACAGUGCUGGAAGUUCAUGAUGUCCCACUACAGCAUGGGUUACUGGAACUGUAACUACUUCACCCACCACCUGGCCGAUGCCCUGGGCGUCGUCCAUAGCUAUCCAAGCUGGCUUUGGAACUCCAUGUGGCCUGGCUUCAGCUGCUAGGUAACCCACAUACCGCCGUCAACUUCAGCUCCAGACUUAGGCAACAGUCACGGAGUCACAACAGUCACAGUCACCGGACUGGUUGUCUGUGGACCCCACCUGACUGUUGACCACAGCCCUCUACUACUGAAGGGGGUAGAAAUAGCCUAAGCUAUUCUAUCCCUUUGAGAUGUAUUUUCUUGUCUCAAUAAACAUAUUUGAACAUGAACUGCUGAUCGUACUGACUGGGGAGUCUCGUGCUUGUCCUCGCUCUCCCUUCACGUGCAGGUUAUGGGCAAGAUGUCAGUGUCGCCAGUUUGUGUGUGAAUUACGGUUGGCAUAAUUAGCCCAAACAUGAGAUUAAAACUUUGUGUUAUUGAAUCAUGCGUCAUUUGCCAUCUCAUACGUCUCAACUGACUCAGGAUUAGUAUUAAAUCUCGUGUCUUCACCAAAUGCAACAUUUUUUUUUUUCAGAAAAAGAGUUCAGAAUGAAAUUGUCAUUUAAUAUUCCAGAUAAGCUACUUUCCACUGCCCAAACACAAGGAACGCCGCAUCAUGCAGCAGGAUCGAGGCGCUCAUAGUAUCCGUUAGGAAUGUCAUUGAGCGGUCAGAUGUGUGCUUGGUACAUGAAUGAAGACUGAAUCAAUAAAUAUUGCUUUGAUACCA